Molecule: messenger RNA, 2620 nt
Organism: Labrus bergylta (ballan wrasse)
Lineage: Eukaryota; Metazoa; Chordata; Actinopteri; Labriformes; Labridae
Gene: chadlb
Product: chondroadherin-like b
Cellular component (GO): extracellular matrix
Molecular function (GO): protein binding
Source: RefSeq, a predicted model, not a curated record
AAGCGCAGCAGAGAGCAGAGGCCGUGAGAGAGUCAGCGGACAGUAAACGACCUGCAGCCGGACGGACUCCCGACGGCACCACGAUGUACUCUCAGCUCUGUCCCGACAUCCUCUGGGUGCUGCUGCUGCUCCUCUGCCUCCCUGCUGCACACACAGCAAAGUGUCCACAGCAGUGUGUCUGUGACCAGAUCCAGCUCACUGUGAACUGCGUCAAUAAGAACCUGACCCAAGUCCCUCCCACUGUGGACGAGAUCACUGUGAAAUUGGAUCUCCGAGGCAAUGACAUCCAGGAACUUCCAACCGGGGCGUUCAAACACACUCCCUACCUGACUCACCUGUCGCUGCAACGCUGUAACAUCCGCAGAGUGAAGGAGGGCGCUUUCCGUGGCCUUGGUCGCCUCGUCUUCCUCAACCUGGCUAACAACAACAUCGACAUCCUCUACCAGGAGUCAUUUGACGGCCUGUCCUCACUGAAACAGCUCAUGAUCGACCGUAACCGCGUGGAAGAGAUCCAGCCUGGAGCUUUCUCUCAGCUCGGCUUCCUCAACCUGCUCUCCCUCACACACAACCAGCUGGUCUACAUCCCCAACAUGGCCUUCCAGGGUUUGCAGAACAUCAAAUGGCUUCGUCUCAGUCACAACUCUCUGAACUACCUGGACACCGAGGCCUUCGCUGGUCUGUUCACACUAAACCGCCUCAGUCUGGACCACAACGAGCUGCAGUUCUUCCCAUCUGAGACCAUGACCAGACUGCCAGAGGUGACCCGUCUGGAUCUGAGCUACAACCCAAUGACUUACCUUGGAGAGGAUGUGGUGUCCAUGGCCAAACUGACCCACCUUUUCCUGGACCACAUGUCUCUGCAGGACCUGGCCAAUACAGCUGUGUCCAAAUCCCCCAACCUCAUCCACCUGGACAUCAGCUACAACCAGCUGCGCGUCGUCCAGCCCUUCUCUGAAGGUUCACCCAACCUAGCACGCCUCAACCUGGCCGGGAACCCGAUCUACUGCAACUGCUACCUGCGUCCACUCAGAGAAUGGGCAAUCCGUAGUAAAGUGAAGCUGAUGGGAACAUGUGGAGGUCCGGCUCACCUCUCAGGAGAGAACCUGGAGGCCGUUCACCCUCCUGAGCUGCGUUGUCAGAGCCAAGAGGCCAUGCUAAAGGCAGAGUUUGAGGAAGCGACCAGGAACGCACCGCCACCCACAAAGGAGCCAGAAAACAAGGUCAAGUGUCCCGCCAACUGUGUCUGCGAGGCAGAGACUCACCACUCCUCCUGUGAGAACCGAGGUCACACCAAAGUUCCUCGGGGUUUCUCUCCCACCACUCGUCUCCUCGACCUGCGUGGAAACCACUUUCACUACAUAACCAGCAACAGCUUCCCCGGCGUCUCCCAGGUGGUGUCGCUACAUCUGCAGCGCUGCAAAAUGGCGGAGGUGGAGGGCGGGGCUUUCACUGGAAUGAAGGGACUGAUAUACCUGUACCUGUCAGAGAACGACCUCACGUCUCUCAGCCCUGAUGCCUUUAAAGGCCUCCCUCAGCUUACAUACCUGCAUUUGGAGAAGAACCGCUUCACCAGUUUCCCCAUAGGAGCUUUCAAACUGGUGCCCAGUCUGCUGGCGCUUCACCUGGAGAACAACACCAUCACCAAGCUGGAGGCAGACAUAUUGACUGGCGCAACGAGCCUCAGAGCCCUCUACCUUACCGGGAACGCCAUUGAGCAUGUGUCACCCAGAGCUCUGGACCAGGCUGGUGACCUGGAUACGCUCCACCUGGGCGGAAACAAGCUGAGCGAGGUGCCUACUGAGGCGCUGAGCAAGACGGGAAACCUCAGAGACCUGAGGCUGUCGGGGAAUUCUGUUCGCUGGGUGGGGCCCAAUGCUUUUCGACCGUUGGCAGGGUCACUGAAGGAGCUGUACCUUGAUAACAUGGGACUUGAGAAGAUGUCACAGAACUCCCUGGCAGGUCUGGGCCCAGGAUUGAGGAGUCUCUUUCUGGAGGGCAACCAGCUGGAGGAGGUGCCUAACCUUCACACUUUCACUUCUCUGGAGGUGAUCAACCUGGCCGACAACCCUCUGAUGUGUGACUGCCCUCUACUGCCUUUACGCCUGUGGAUUGAGAAAGUCAACCUGAAGGUACGAGCCACCUGUGCAAACCCCCCUGAGCUGAGGGGUCGCAGGGUCAAGGACGUCCACGUCUUCAAAGCCUGUCCAGGAGGAGAGAGCCUCCCCUCCGCCCCAACCGUCACCCCAAAACCUGCAAAGCCACCAAAGGCCACCAAACCCAAACCGAUGCACCUUCAGGGCCUUCGGCAGGUGAAAAUGAUGAAACCCAAAUCCAAAACACGCAAGGGUCCCAACACGAAACCAACAGCAGCCAAGAAAACCACCAAGACAGGAAUCAUGGCGUGAACCUGCUGCCUUUAGCUGUUUUGAGACUUCAGUUUCCAGUUAACUGCAUCUGAUGAGCAAGAGGUGGAACCAAAGAUUUCAAUUCUUAAACUGUAAACUCUCUUAGACCCGUCUCUGCUGAGGCUCCUUCACAUCUUUUGUCAGUCAAGUUUUCAUUAGUCAGUGUGUUGCUGUUUAAUCCACAAAUUAAAAAAGUUAUAUUCCUUCUAACAUCA